Molecule: messenger RNA, 606 nt
Organism: Colletotrichum chrysophilum
Lineage: Eukaryota; Fungi; Ascomycota; Sordariomycetes; Glomerellales; Glomerellaceae
Product: putative secondary metabolism biosynthetic enzyme
Exons: 2
Coding region: 1-606 (201 amino acids)
Source: RefSeq, a predicted model, not a curated record
AUGACUCUGAUCGAGCAGCAAGAAACCGAGCUCUUGAGAUGGCAACACAUGUCAGAUGACCUUCCUAAGAGACCUGCCAGAAGAGCAAAGUUGACAAUAUUCCUGACCGGCGCCAACGGGUAUCUGGGCACACAGAUCCUGCGUCGACUCUUGGAACGAGAAGAUGUAAAGAGAGUCAUUACCCUUGUGCGUGGAAACAGCAUAGACACGGCCAGAAAAAGGGUCAUCGAAGCGGCUCGGAAAGGUCUUUGGUGGACAGACUUUCACGGAGAAAAGUUGGAAGUGUGGAAGGGCGACUUGGGGAUGCCGAACCUUGGGCUUACGGACGGAGAGUGGAACACGUUGGCUGACGGAAAUUCUAUCGACAUCAUUAUCCACAACGGCGCCAUUGUGAACUGGAACAAAGGCUAUGCGGCUUUAGAGGCUGUGAAUGUCCGCUCAACCGUCCAGCUCACUGCUCUCGCGAUUCGGAACCCGAACCUGAAGUUUACGUUCAUAUCAGGUGGGAGGCAGUGCCGUUCCGCAGAUGAGUUGGAUGAGGACGUUGCUCGAGAGCUGUCCAAAGCGAUGGGCUACAGCCAGUCUAAAGCGUUGCCCGCUCGGUGA